CAUCCACAUCAUGUCUUCAAACUGUGGUCAACUUUCCCUCUUAUUCUCGAAGGCAUUUUCGGUCUUCUUCCCUUCUAGUUGUUGAAGCUACCUUUAACCAAAAUCGAAGAAGUCUUCCGUUCUUCGGUUCACUAUGAUUUUCAUAACCGAGCGGGUUCAAUUCGGUUAACGGUUUUGACGAAAACCGAGCUAUAAACACUCCAAAAGAUAAACAAUUGAACUAAAGCAGCUGAACUAAACUGAGUUGAUUGAAUCGGUUUGGCCGAACCGCAGCUGAAUCGAUUUAACCCAAAUGAUCAGAAUCCCUUAUUUCACGGUAAAUCCCAACGGCAGUCGACUAUGGCUGCACUGGACGGAUAGCGGAGGAUCUGAGGUCUAUCUGAGUAUCGGUACAAUACGAGCGGCGGUUAAAGAUCUGGGCUCACGAGCGGCGGAGCUGUAGCAGAUGUCAGUUGUUCACGACGGAGAAAAAAAGGUUAAGAAAAAUAUAUUUUCUUCUAGGGUUCUGAUACCAUGUCAAUUCUGGUAUUUUAUUGAUUCAUUUAGAUAUCUUACAAUGAGGAAUACCUAGAAUAUAUAUAUAUAUAUAUAGACAUAACAAAGGAACAGAAAAGCCUCUCUUUGAUCGAUUUGGCGUAUUUUCUGUACAGAAAGGCUACAUUGGAUAUGUCUUUCUGGUUCACCAAGCUGUAAUUAAACUGGUUUCCUGUUAAACAAAGUUCCAUUAGUAGCAAGUAAUCGUUAUUGGAAGGCUUAUGUUUAUGUAAAAGCCUUAUUUUGUUGUCCAUUCUAUGCAUUGUUCUAAUAGUUUUUCUUUCCUUCUGAGUAACUAUGUGGUUACCUCAGCCAUCGGUAAAAGGAUUUAUCAAAAUAUUUCCUCUAAAUGCCUGCAUUCCUUCCACCAAUACAAACAAGAGAAACCCAUCAAACAAUUCAAUAGAAAGUCAAGGAAGGGAACUAAGGUAGUUAAGAAGGAAGAAGUAGAUUUAAGGCGUUAUACUAGAGAUACAGUGAGGAACAUAUACAAUAUUCUGAGACAAUGCUCAUGGGGUUCUGCUCAAGAACACCUAGAGAUGCUCCCUAUAAGAUGGGAUUCUUAUCUCAUCAACCAGGUUCUGAAAACACAUCCACCAUUGGAGAAGACAUGGUUAUUCUUCAAUUGGGCCUCUAGGCUGCAAAUGUUCAAGCAUGAUCAGUAUACCUACACGACAAUGUUGGAUAUUUUUGGAGAAGCUGGGAGAAUUUCAUCCAUGAAUUAUGUAUUUCAACAAAUGAAGGAGAAGAGGAUAAAGAUAGAUGCAGUUACAUAUACUUCAUUAAUGCACUGGCGUUCAAAUUCGGGAGAUGUCGAGGGAGCUAUAAAGGUUUGGAAGGAAAUGAAAGCUAAUGGCUGCUAUCCAACUGUAGUUUCUUAUACUGCUUAUAUAAAGAUUUUGUUGGACAGUGACCAAAUUAAGGAGGCUACUGAUACUUAUAAGGAGAUGCUACAAUCUGGGCUACCUCCAAAUUGCUGUACUUACACCAUCUUAAUGGAAUAUCUUAUUGGAGAGGGUAAAUGCAAAGAAGCCCUUGAUAUUUUUUGCAAAAUGCAAGAUGCUGGAGUAUAUCCUGAUAAAGCGGCUUGCAAUAUAUUGAUUCAGAAAUGCUGUAAAUCAGGAGAGACACUUGUAAUGACACAAAUCCUUGAGUACAUGAAAGACAAACGCCUUGUGCUUCGAUACCCUGUGUUUGUUGAAGCACAUGAAACUUUAAAAAGUUGUUCUGUAAGUUAUACCCUUCUCAGGCAAGUUAAUCCUCAUAUAGAAAUUGAAUCAGUCAGUAAGGGUGAGGUUGUGAAUGUUAGUACAAGAUCUAAUAUUGUUCCUCCCAAUGUAGAUCAUGAGCUUUUGGCAAUUCUGUUGAAAGAAAAUAAACUUACUGCUAUUGACUACAUGCUCACUGGGAUUGUAGACAGGAACAUACAGUUGGAUUCUUCAAUUAUUUUAUCCAUCUUUGAGGUGAAUUGCAAAAGUAAUCGACCCAAUGGUGCUCUGCUGGCUUUCAAUUACUGUUUAAAAGAUGGUGUUAACAUUGAGAGAAAGUUGUAUCUUGACUUGAUCGGGAUUCUGAUACGAUCGAGUAUAUACCCAAAGUUGUUGGAAAUUGUUCAGAAAAUGUAUACGCAGGGGCAUUGCCUGGGACUCUAUCAUGCCACACUUAUACUUUAUAGGCUUGGCAAAGCUGGAAAACCUCAAUAUGCAAGGAAAGUUUUUAAUGUGUUGCCUGAAGAAUUGAAGUGCACUGCAACUUACACUGCUCUGGUUGAUGCUUAUUUCUCUGCUGGAAGUUCUGGUAAAGGGCUUAAAAUUUACGAAACAAUGCGAAAGAAAGGAUUUGCACCAUCUUUAGGCACAUAUAAUGUGCUGUUAGCUGGUCUUGCGAAGUGCGGUAGGAUUGAUGAAUUACAUAUCUAUAGAAAGGAGAGGAAGAGUUUUGAGAUUAGUCAUCAUUCUCAUCUCUAUACAAUAUUGGAGGAAGAAAGGAUUUGUGAUCUUCUUUAUGGAGAAUUGGUAUGUUGAGGAGAAUUAGGGGAAGAAAGGGUUUGUGAACUAUGCACUCACGACGCAGAAUGGACUGGCGAGGCUAUAAAAUUCAAUGUUUUCAAUCUCAGCAUCUCCAACAGGGCGUGACACAGUUUUAUUAUUGUCUUGUCACACUUGAGUCAUGUCAGGAAGCAACGUGCUAUGCUUCUGUAUGCUGUCGUGACUUGGUCAUCAGUUGAUGUUGACAAAGUUAUUCAUAAGUUGAUGCACCAGAUCCGACGAGGUUCUGUUACAGCUAGCUUUGGACAUUCGUAAAUUGAUCACUGCCUUCUGUUGGAAUGUCAGCAUGGUGUGAUACCCAGAUGAGGAGUCUUCAGAAUUGGAAACUUGGGGCUUCUCCAACUGCUAGUCGUGAUGAGGACGCUCUGAAGGAUGCAAUUUCUGUACCAGGCCAGAUGAACGCUCAACUGUCCUGUCCCAUCCUAUGCGGAACUAUUUACUGUCUCAUCUUCGCUACGAGCAUAUGACAGCCUAACUGAGUGAGGCACCAUGUUGAGGUAGAAGCAGCCAGGGUGCCACAACACGUCCUGGCAUUGGCAUUCCCACACAUUCCUGCACCAUCACUUUUGCCCUUCCCCUCGAUAGUCGACUUACACCCUAUUUUGAUGGCGAUGGCAAUGAUGAUUCAAAAAGUCUUCCUCUGGCAAAACCUUUCCCUGUUCUUUUAUUUAUUCUGUCUAGUCUGUAUUAAUUUCCUGUUUAUGGGUGUAUGUUUUUGGCCUCUAUUUUGUUGGUGACGAUUUGGAUUGCCUUUAUAUAUUGGAUGGUAUUCUAUUUUAUUUUUUAAAAAAUUAUUUAUUUAUC
Benincasa hispida (wax gourd) is the source of this 3386-nucleotide messenger RNA. Its product is annotated as pentatricopeptide repeat-containing protein At2g01390. NCBI's taxonomy places the organism in Eukaryota, Viridiplantae, Streptophyta, Magnoliopsida, Cucurbitales, Cucurbitaceae. Gene Ontology annotation, molecular function: protein binding. The record is from RefSeq and is a predicted model, not a curated record.